GUCUGCUCUGCCUACUCUGUGUCUACCACUGCCAGCAACAGACGCUGCUGAUCCACUACGCCGGAGUUCCGUGUGCUUUGUUCUACAGAACACGGGAUACAGGUACAAACAUCGCAUCUCGUUGUAGAGCAUUGAUAUCGAACGCAGCUACGGCGGGGCUGAAGCACACCCACCUACAGCAGUACUAGGGUACUAGUCUAGGGCUGAGGAGGGAACCAUGACCGAGAUGCUUGACUUCGGGUGGUCCGAGCGGCCCUACUGGGACCGCAAGAAUUGGUCCUCGCUGGAGGCUUACAAGGAGGCUCUCAAGAAGUCCAGCACGCUCUACGUAGGGAACCUGUCCUUCUAUACCCAGGAGUCUCAAAUCUACGCCCUGUUCGAUCAGGUUGGAGCGGUUCGGAGAGUGAUCAUGGGUCUCGACCGCGUGAAGAAGUCCCCGUGCGGUUUCUGCUUCGUCGAGUACACGAACCAUUCUGAUACGCUGAUGGCGAUUACCUGCCUCGACGGUACGGCGCUCGACGAGCGUAUCAUCAAAGUGGGAAUCGACCCAGGGUUUAAGCAGGGCCGGCAGUAUGGGCGCGGCAUGUCGGGAGGGCAGGUGAGAGACGAAGCGCGCGCCACGAACGACCCAGCACGAGGAGGCAUGGGCGGCCUAGCCCUCGCCGAGAUGAACGGGCAGCUUGCACCUCAGGGAGGAGGAGGAGGAGGAGACUACUACGGCCACGGCGGCGGUGGAGACUACUAUGGCGGGGGCGGGCGCGCGAAUAAGCGGCCACGCGUGGACUGGGAUGCGCGGGAUCGGCGGUGAAGGGCCGUCCCACCAGCAGCACCUUGCUUCAUUGUAGACAUCUGUUCACUUUUAGUUUUCUGGUUGUGUUUUUGGUCUAGGUUAUGUAGCGGUUCUGUUUUUUUGCGGCGGAGGGUACUCGCUUGUUCUUGACCGCGCCAAGCUUUUGCGAUUGGCUCACGGUUCAACAGGUUAGGUUAUAUCUUGCUUUUCAGGAGGGUGGCACCUUGUGUCAUGCA
This is a messenger RNA of Ectocarpus siliculosus, 1026 nucleotides long. Lineage: Eukaryota; Phaeophyceae; Ectocarpales; Ectocarpaceae. The record is from the annotation of a GenBank genome assembly.